UAACACUAACACACACGUGUUGUCCCCUAGAGAUCUUUCAGUACUGAUCUCCUCUGCCUUUUGUGAAACAGACUCGACACUCUGAACUCUUGGAUAGGUUCUUAUUUUUUUUAAUUCUCGUUUUUAAUCACCUAGAAGUUGUGACACCAGCCAUUAGUGCAGUACAGCCCACUCUUCUUCUCCUUUUCUUUUUCAUGUCCCUGGAUCUUUUUCCUCUUCUGUUUGGAUCCUAAACUUUCUCAGUCUGGUUCUUUCUUGAUUCAGAGAGCUCUUCUUCCCCUCUCUUUUUCCCCGGUCUCCCAUCCCUUUUAGCUGUUCCUUUUUUCUGGCUAUGCACCAUGCUGUCCUCCCCUACUGUAAUUCUUCAGCCUUACGGACUCCCUGUCUACCCCCAGACAGCCUCCUGCUACCCCAGCAUUGUACAGGGUGCUGCUGUCCAAGAGGUGGGGCCAGGCAAUGGUGACCCUUCACUUCCUCAGGUCUAUGCCCCACCUCCUUCAUAUCCUCCACCUGGACAAGGCCCACCCACACCUGCUGCCCGGCUGCCACCCCUCGAUUUCAGCGCUGCUCAUCCAAACUCUGAAUAUGCAGAUCAUCAUCAGUUGAGAGUUUAUCAGGGCUCUCAGCAUGACGGGACGGAGUCUAUAACUACUAAUAACACGGACGAUUCUUUAGUGCCUGUGACAUCUGACCCACAGUCUCUCAGUGUUUCUGUGGCGUCUGGAAGUGGAACUGAGGAGGAAGAAGCUGGGAAGGCUCAACCCAAAAGGCUCCAUGUUUCCAAUAUCCCUUUUAGGUUUCGGGACCCAGACCUGAGGCAGAUGUUUGGGCAAUUUGGCAAGGUUCUAGACGUGGAGAUCAUCUUUAAUGAGAGAGGAUCAAAGGGGUUUGGAUUUGUGACAUUUGAGAGUGCAGUGGAAGCAGAUCGUGCGAGAGAGAAGCUCAACGGAACGAUUGUCGAGGGAAGGAAGAUUGAGGUGAACAACGCCACAGCGAGGGUGGUAACAAAAAAGCCUCAGACGCAAUUAGUGAACACUGCUGGGUGGAAAAUCAAUCCAGUAAUGGGAGCCAUGUACGCCCCUGAACUUUACACAGUUGCCAGCUUUCCUUAUCCUGUUCCCACACCGACCUUGGCCUACAGAGGCUCUGCCCUCCGUGGACGUGGUCGGGCAGUUUACAAUACAAUCCGCUCAGCUGCAGCCGCAGCCACACCAGCUGCAGUACCAGCCUAUCCAGGAGUGGUGUAUCAAGAUGGAUUGUAUAGUGCUGAGGUCUAUGGAGGAUAUCCAGCCACAUAUCGAGUGGCCCAGUCCACCUCAGCAGCUGCAGCAGCCACAUACAGUGAUGGAUAUGGAAGAGUCUAUACCACAGCAACAGACCCCUACCAUCACUCAGUGGGACCCACCACCACUUAUGGAGUUGGAACAAUGGCAAGUUUGUAUCGUGGAGGCUACAACCGCUUUACUCCGUACUGAAUGAAAACAGCUCUGUGACUCACGUCUGACAAAUGAAGAGACUUCAACUGCUAUCUGCUGAGGAACCAUUUGAUCUUGAGAUUGUAAAUACUGCUAAUAUUUAUUGGGGAAAAAGAUUAAUCUAGGCUGAAAAUAUAAUUAAUUAUAUUUAAGGACAUUUAUUUCAUUCUUAAUUUAAGAAAAUACCCCACCCCAAAAAAAGAAAAGUACAUACUUAUCAGACAGUGUCUAGCUGAUUGUGGUGCUGUUAUGUACAGUACAUACAGAUACUUUCAUAAUAGUGGUGUGAUAUGGAAGUUACCAUAAAGAAGUUAUCAAAAGAUAUCAUAUAGUUAUCGAGCCUCACAGGAAGAUGAUAGGCCUCACAAAGAGUCCCAAAACACUAAUUUUAUUACAAACUCUGGAAUUGUUGCACUGCUGAAUGAUGAUAAACAAUAGACAAAGAUAGAUACCUCUAGUGGAACUUCCCCUAGACUGAGAAAUAAAAAAAUCUGAACCUGUCUAGUAUGUAUAUAGGACUUGUCUGCGUGUUGGAGUGUCUUUGGAGUGUUCGAGUGUGUGUAAUUUUUCUGCUGUCACAAGCAAUACUGUGAGAUACAGCAAUGGCACUGAGGUGGGUGAUAUGUUCUCUCUCAAUGUAAUCUACCUCUGAGCUAAACAUCUCUUUAUUCUAAUGCAAACUAUUCAUCAGCUUUCUUAUGCAGCUAUUUCAAAAUCUUCAUAUUUUUUUUUUUUUACAAAAAAAUUUGGUACUUUCCUCUGAUUUUCUCCUGUCAUUUCCUGUUAAGUCAUGCUGUUCCGUAUUUGUGGUCCACUCGUCUUUUUUUCUUUCUGUUUUUCUAUCGUCAUUCAAAUGCUAUUUUUGCUUCAGUAAUGCUACUUCUGUAUUCUAAUUCUGUCUUUAUUCUUAUAUUUUGCCACUUAAAGUUCUUUCAUGCUUAUUUUAACUUGUGUGCUUUACCUCCCUUUACUGUUUGCUUUCAAAUUCUUAAUUUUUUCUUAACUAUAGGCUAUAUGUGCAUUCAUUUCUGCUUAAAGGAACACUCCACUAUUUUUGAAAAUAGGCGUGGGUGCA
This is a messenger RNA of Sinocyclocheilus grahami, 2550 nucleotides long. RefSeq names its product RNA binding fox-1 homolog 1, like (gene rbfox1l). The transcript is spliced from 12 exons. Gene Ontology annotation, biological process: nervous system development; regulation of alternative mRNA splicing, via spliceosome. Bases 339 to 1475 code for a protein of 378 amino acids. Gene Ontology annotation, cellular component: nucleus; cytoplasm. The record is from RefSeq and is a predicted model, not a curated record. NCBI's taxonomy places the organism in Eukaryota, Metazoa, Chordata, Actinopteri, Cypriniformes, Cyprinidae. Gene Ontology annotation, molecular function: mRNA binding.